CUGCGUGUGAAUGCAGUGAAGUAUCAUAACUUCUUGUCGGAGAGGGCAGUGCAGUUUCGCGCCAUCCAGCGGCGGCUGCUGACCCGCUUUAAAGACAAGACCCCGGCUCCAAUGCAGAACCUGGAUACCUUGAUGGAGGGAACCUACAGACAAGUCAUUGCCCUGGCAGAUGCAGCAGAAGAUAACCAGGCAUUGCUGUGCCAGGCCUUUGCCCGCCUGUGCAGUGCCACUCACCUGCUCAUCACACUUAUCUCGCUGUGGCUGGGAUUGAAUGCCAGUCAGACAGCCAUCCUAGAAGCUAGCCUGCUGCCCGACACCCCACAGCUGGUAUCAGACUGAGCCUCCCGCCUUCCGGGACCACAUGCCAUCCCAGCCCACUCCUGUUGCUUUGGUAUUUUUAACAUUCCAUUCACAUAACACAAGCCCC
Molecule: messenger RNA, 427 nt
Organism: Paramormyrops kingsleyae
Lineage: Eukaryota; Metazoa; Chordata; Actinopteri; Osteoglossiformes; Mormyridae
Source: RefSeq, a predicted model, not a curated record